AUGGAGGUCCCUGGUCGAACACAAGACGCCUCACCUGAUGAUAGGAUGAGAAUGUCUUUUAGUGGAGACGAAACGGUAUUUUGUCAACCAUGUAGUAGUGACGGCGAUACAAUGGUUGCCACAGGAUACUGUCAAAAUUGUAACGAGUGUUUAUGUGCAGUUUGUCUAAAAGUCCACCGCAAGCAAGCCGUGUCAAGGAAUCAUAUUAUUCUGGAUGGUGACAAUAUGCCUAAAGUAACACUUCCGGUUGUAACCCAAAAUGCUUGCUCCGAUAUAUGUACCAAACACGAAAAUGAAAUAGUUAAAUAUUUCUGCAUCUCACAUGAUGCGGUGGGUUGUGGAGAUUGUAUGAUCAUUGACCACAAGUCCUGUAAAAUUGAUCGUAUACAAGAUAUAUCUACAGAAUAUUUCAAUGGCACUGAACACCAUAAUAUUCUUAAGAAGGUAGAGGCGUUUGUUAAAGAAAUUGAUGAAAUAAAAAGGGGGCUACAAGCCAGCGAAGGAAACGUGAGACAAGCCUAUACACAAGCAAUUAAAGAUGUCAAAGCAUUCAAGAAAGAACUCGUCGAUUAUCUUAACAAGGCAGAAAGUGAAAUGCUUGAAAUGAUAAACGAAAGGAAAAAGAAGAAUGAGAUGCUGAUACAGGAACUACAGCAAGCAGAAAGUCGUAUUGGUAGAAAUAUUAGAGAAAUACAGACGAAAUUACAGCUACAGGUAAACCAAGCGAAUGAGUUGUUUGUUGAGGCAAAACAAGUUAAGGCAAAACUUAACUCCAUUAAUGAAAAUCUAAAUAGGUUGAAAAAAGACAUCAGUAUUGAUGAAUAUACGUUUCAACGUUCUUCUUCCAUGGAGCAAAUGGUCAAGUCUUGUGUACCGCUCGGUGACAUAGUUGAUGGAUCAAAGCAAAAGAUCGAACACAUGGCAUCAAAACACGAUUGUCUUGUUUCUGGCAAAGAAGUAGCAGAUCACACUGGUUUAGACAGGAAGAGAAUUUCUGAAAUGGAUGCUUAUUUUGAUUGCGAGAUUAAUAUUAAAAUACAAGAUGAUGCUAACGACUGCUAUAUUAUAGAUUGUGCAUUAAUUUGCCCAAGUCAGAUUAUAGUAAUUGAUGGGAACAAUAAAUGUGUUAAAUUAGUUGAUGUCAGUAACAAAAAAGUUUCAAAGUACAAUCUUAAGCAUUGUCCCACUGGUGUAGCAGUAUUAAAUCCCAAUCUGGUCGCUGUGACGUUUCCUGAUGAUAAGAAGAUACAAUUUUUCACAAUAACAACAGGUAAUAAUAUCAUUGAAAGUCACAUGAUUAACGUUCAUACAGGUUUUCAUAAAAUUGCAAUCCAUGAAGAUAAGAUUAUUGGUAUAACCAACAAGAGUGUUGAUAUUAUGAACAUGAAGGGACAACUGAUAAAAUCUCUAUCUCAUCCAAAUAUAGCACUGUUAACGGAUAUUGCUGUCGUACCAAGUUCACAUAUGUUUUAUGUCAGUCAUUGUUCAUUGGGGUAUGAUGUUCUUUUAAAAUUCGAUGUUUAUGGUAAUCUGGUAGCAACAUACGAGGACAACGAUCCGGUAGAUGCGAGAGGAUUAGAAGUAACAAGAGACGGUACAGUGCUAGUGUGUAACUGGGCUGGAGAUGGGAGUAUUCUUAUGAUUACUCCUGACUGUAAAAAGAUCAAAGAACUCUUGAAGAAGGAUGGACAUUAUUUAUUGCAUUAUUUACCAGGUAAGUAA
This is a messenger RNA of Ruditapes philippinarum (Manila clam), 1722 nucleotides long. Its product is annotated as transcription intermediary factor 1-alpha-like. Gene Ontology annotation, molecular function: zinc ion binding; protein binding. Lineage: Eukaryota; Metazoa; Mollusca; Bivalvia; Venerida; Veneridae. The transcript is spliced from 2 exons. The coding region runs from base 1 to 1722 and encodes 573 amino acids. The record is from RefSeq and is a predicted model, not a curated record.